Molecule: messenger RNA, 4233 nt
Organism: Puntigrus tetrazona (Sumatra barb)
Lineage: Eukaryota; Metazoa; Chordata; Actinopteri; Cypriniformes; Cyprinidae
Product: protein phosphatase Slingshot homolog 3
Exons: 16
Coding region: 397-2220 (607 amino acids)
Biological process (GO): negative regulation of actin filament polymerization; protein dephosphorylation; actin cytoskeleton organization
Cellular component (GO): cytoplasm
Molecular function (GO): protein tyrosine/serine/threonine phosphatase activity; actin binding
Source: RefSeq, a predicted model, not a curated record
AGAAUAAGUCUUCCUGGUUUCACGAUAUAGUAGUCUGCCUUCCCCUUUAAAUGGAUUUUUGGACCAAUGCAAAAGUUGUGGUCGUAGCGUCAAAAUAAUUAACGCGAUUUCUCGAGGAAGAAGCCGUUAGGAGGGAAUCCUUUGUAAUUUCGCCGCGUUUCAGCGCAUCAGGUAAGAGAGCGCUCCAUGUUUAAUCCGCCCUCCUUUGCUUUUCUUAAGGAACUGGAAAUGACAAGCCUCGAGUCUGUUGUUGGUUAAACACAGCUGUGUUGGAGCUACAUAAGCAUAAAGCAUCAGCCUACAGACGUAUUAGCAGGAUAUUAGUAAACUCGCAAGCGUUCUGUUGAGCUGCUCUGACUCGUCUGCCGGUGUUAAAGCAGGAUAACCGGCUGUGGAAUGGCUUUGCUGACCUUGCACAGAACGCCAUCUAUUUCCACCACACCGGAUGAGCCUAUUCCGAGAAGAGGAAGACUUCAAAAAAGAGAAAGUUUCGCCCUGGUUAAGGGGGCAGUGCUCCUGGUGGAAGAGGAAGAGAGGGAGGGAUUACAUGAAGAAACCGUACCCUCUCUGCUAGGUCCUAGGCAAGGAGGCCGAGCCUCUGACACUCAACGCAGACAUUUGCAUGCAAUGAUUUCGUUACUACGUCCAGAAGACACGGUCAAACUGGCUGUGCGCUUGGAGACAGUGAGCCCAGUUAGAGUGAGGUAUUUGCUCGUUGUCAGCACGCUUAACAAAAAACAGGAGAGUCUGCUGCUUGGCAUGGACUUCCCAGGGAUGAACAGUGAUCAGUGCACUAUUGGACUUGUCUUGCCAGUAUGGAGUGACACACAGGUUUACCUCGAUGGAGAUGGAGGUUUCAGUGUGACAUCUGCAGAAGUGACACGAAUCUUUAAGCCUGUGUCCAUUCAGACGAUGUGGUCAGUGUUGCAGGCGCUGCAUGGCUGCUGCGAACGGGCUGUACGUGGGGCCGUCAUACCAGGCUGCGGGAUGGAGUGGGCACAACAUUACAGAGAGAAUGUGGAAUCUGACCAGCACUGCCUUAAUGAAUGGGCAGCCAUGACUGGCCUGGAGUCGGUCAGGAGGGAUACCGGAGCACGUUCAUCGUCAAAUCGGGAGUCAGUGGAGAAGGAGAUCAAAGCCCAGCUUCGAGAGAUCAUGAGAACUGAGGACUUGGAAAACAUUACCUCAAAGCAGGUGCGGACAUCCCUGGAGUCCAGAAUAGGCAUAGACAUGAAGGACUACAAAGAAUAUAUUGACAAUGAGAUGAUGGUCACCAUGGCACAGAUGGACAAACCUUCCAGAAUCUUGGACUACCUUUACUUGGGUUCCGAAUGGAAUGCUGCAAACUUUGAAGAACUGCAGAAGAACAAUGUGGGCUACAUCCUGAAUGUUACCAUGGAGAUUGACAACUUUUUCCCAGAAUCCUUCUCCUAUAUGAAUAUUAGAGUUUAUGAUGUGGAAGCAACCGACCUACUCUCAUACUGGAACAACACAUACAUGUUCAUCAGUGAAGCAAGGAAGAGUGGACAGGCCAUACUGGUGCACUGUAAGAUGGGCGUCUCUCGCUCUGCCUCCACAGUAAUUGCUUACCUGAUGAAGCAGCAGGGCUGGACAUUAGACCAAGCCCUUAACCACGUGAGAGAAAGACGGCCUAUAGUGCAGCCCAAUGAAGGUUUCCUCAAACAGCUGCAUACGUACAGCGGCAUCCUCAGUGCCAGUAAACAGCGCCACAGCGCCCUCUGGCGGAGGAAGUCCAAGUCGGAAGUGCGCCAGCCAUCUGUUCACAACGAAGCAGCCACAGGGAGUGAACAUGAACAGAAAGAGGAAGACUCCGAGAGCCCAGAAGACGAAAGCAGUAAUGAGGAAGAGGAAACAGAUGUCUUUGAUGAGCAGCUGGGUGAGAGUGUUCUCGACACACCUGGGGCAGACACGGCUUCAUCCAACCCGCUUAUUACUGUACAAGAAAGUGAUAAGGUGUCAUCCAGCCCCAGCAGAAGCGGCAGGAUGGAUUUAUUCUCUCUUAUGCAGUCUAUUCAGCUCGACGAUGAGGACCGAGGCCUAGAUAAAGAGAUCGCUGUCUGUCAGAGACUUUCCCACGCGCAGCGAAGGCAGAGUCACGGAAAAAGAGGCUUGACUUAUCAGAGAGCGCAUGUUGAUGUUUCUCCUGAACCAAGCGGCAGACGGUCACAGAACACAAACCAGGAUGAAGCUGGUCUCUGAAGCACUUUAACUAAGGGGUCGUGGUAAGAAAUAUGGAGAAAGACGAAUAUUAAAAGUGAAAAGGUGAGGAAAAAACACGCAUGGUGAUGCUAAAAUAAGAGACACUCUUGCACAAGUCUUAUCCUUCUGAUUGUAUCAUUCCAAGUUGUAAUACAAUUAAAAUUAGGGAAUUUAUUCAUAUAGCAUAUUAAGGCUCAUUUAGGUAAUUUUUCACGGAGGCGACACAUUAAAGCACAUAUAAAUCUUUCCCUCACCUCUCCAUCUAGCUCAAAACUUUGGUCCGUUUAGGUGGAUUUUUAACAAAACUCAGCCACUGUCAAGCGAGUAUUGAUAAAGGAACCGUUUUCCUCAAAGCAUUAUCAUUCAAAAUGUCACAUUGUGCCUUUUUGAAAUCUCUGUAUCCUUUUGCACCUUCGUACUGAGCCAUAAAAUUCAGUUUACUUCAGAUUUUAAUAUGGUAUUAUAGUAUGAGUGGAGUAUUUCUCUAUGGCUGUUAUCUCUCAUGUCAUUAUACAGAAAAAUGAACUAUUCCUCUUGAUAGCGUUUUCAUGUUGUUUUUAAUAAAUGAAUAAGAGUGCGAUUCACUCAUUUUAGGAGUCCUAUGCAAUAAAUCUACUUUUAUAGCUGUUUCUUCUCCAUGAAUGUGAAGCUUUAUGCUGCCUUUGUGGAGAUCAGUGGGUGAAAAAGUGUAGAGAAAGCAAUCGAGGAUUUAAACACUUCAUGUAUAUUACCAGUCCAAACUUUGGGGUCAGUAAGAAAUCUGUGCUUUUUAUUUAACAAGGCUGCAAAUUAAUUGAAAGUGGCAUUUGUAAGGUUUCAAAUUAGUGCCCGUUUCUUAACUACUGUAUUGAUAAUAAGAAAUGUUUUUGAGCACCAAAUCGGCAUAUUGCAAUUUCUAAAACUCAUGUGACACUAAACACUGGAAUAUUGGCUGCUGAAAAUUCAGCUAUGGCAUUUCAGAACUAAAUUACUUAUGUAUUUAACUACAAACCCAGUUAUUUUAAAUUUCUUUAUUAUUAUUUUACAUUACUGUUUUUACUGUAUUCCUUUUUUUUUCAAAUUAAUGCAGCCUUGGUAAACAUAAGAGACUUCAAAAACAAAAUCUUACUGACUCCGAACAUAUGAAUGGUAGUUUCUAGCAUCAUGCAUGAUGUUACAUCAUGUUUAUCACUUGAGAGCUCUUUUCAUGUCUUUUUAAAUUAAGCAGAUUGUUUAAUGUUUUUAACCUGUUCAGUAUGCAGGAAACAACCUGAGAAGAAGCAUUAGUAUUUUCCUAAAAAAAAAAAAAAAAAAAAAAAAAAAAUGUGCCAGUUACGUCUCUGCUGUCUUCAAUCAUUGUGCAUGAUGGUUCAGUGCCUUUAGCUGAUAGAGGUGGACCAAAAUAACUACAUUUGUUGGUUUUAAUAUUCAUGCAUUUAAAACUAACGCAACUAACUCCUAAUACACGUGUCCUUAGCCCUAGGGGUGGCUGAUUUGUGUCUUUGCAUGAUGUCUCACGUAUCAGACUGUAUGCAUGCUGUUUGUACUGUACGUCUUUUGUGAAGCAUGAGUCUUUUAUGUAAAGUAUUUACUAUCUGCUGUAAAACAUUUGUUGAAAUGUGUAUAUUGUCAUUGCACAAAGUGCCAACGUUGUGAAACCAAAGUUAUGUUGUGGAAUGUUCCUAGUAUUGAGGCACCACUGGUUUUGCAAUUAUUUUCCAUGAGAAUGUCUUAAGUUAUGUGUAUUAGCGAUUAGAUGAUGACUUGCAGCCUUUAAAGUGCUGAUUUUCCUCACCUGAUGUAUAAUGUGCCAUGCCUUAUCCACUUCAAAAAGUGAUACAUUUUAUUCUGAUGUAAAUCGCAUUUCCAUUGUUGGUAUCAGGUGGCGUUAAAUAUCAAGUCAAGGUUGCUGUUGCUUUUUACUAUUUAUGACUGAUCCGAACAUGUAUCUUUUUAAUUUGAUAUACAAAGUUGUCUGUACUAUUAAAAUGAAUUUAUAAUGGGGGCUUGAGAAAAAUCUAAUGGAAACACUCA